AAUGGAAAAAAAAUAAAUAAAAUGUCAUGAGAUUGUCAUUUUUAUUCGAAAUUAAAUUUUCUUGAAUUUUGUUUGAUCAAUAAAAACUAAAGUUAUCGCUGUUUACAAGAUUUUAUAAAAACAUCAUGGCUCCAUUAUUAACGUGUACAGCAAAUAGUUUAUGUCAUGUUGAUUAUGGAAUACCAGUUUCAGUUUAUAAAAGUACCGAUUAUCGUACUUCUACAGAUACUUCUCACCAUUUUAUGCCCCCUUUACCCCAAGAUUUUGAUUGUAGAGUUAAAGCGAAAUUUAAUCCAAUUUUCCCAAAUGAAUGUAAAAGAAAUGAUAUUCAAUUUAAAACUAUUUACAACCAAGAAUAUUAUACAAAACAAGCAAACACCUCGCAAAACAUGACAAGGGCUACAGAACGUGAUAAAGUUCUUUAUUUACGGAAUAUACAAGAAAGAAUGUUUGCUGCUCCACCACCACCCCUUGGUACUCCAACUACAACUACAAAACAAGAUUAUUGUGGAUCAUUUUCUCCACCAACGUAUCGACAAGUUUUUCCACCAAAUCCAUAUGCUUACUGUCCUAUUAAAGCUUUAGGUCGUGACGAAUCCAAACCAAUUCCUCCAGAAUUACCCGGAGUUUACCGACAUAUGGAUCCAUAUAUGACCACAGCCAGAAUGAGUUACAUACCAUUUACAAUUAACCAACAAAAUGGAAUAGCUCGUAAAGAUAUAGUUACAUAUUAUGAUGCGAAUAACAUACCAAGAGCUGGUAAAGGUUAUGGUCCAAGAAAUGGUCCACCAAUUGAACCGAGCUAUCAAAGUCCAAACUUUAAUAUGAUUGAUAAAGUAACUUUUAAAACGAAACACCAAGGAAAAUUUAUACCGCGUGGAUUAAAGAAACUGCCAAACGCUGGGAAAUCGGAAUACGGAAGCAAUUACACCUUCCAAACAUAUUACGAUUCCUACCCAUUUAUAAUGACACCAUUAGUAGAUUGGACCGAUUCGUUACCGAAGUCUUCGAUUUGGCAGGAUUUAUCGCCCCCGGGAAUGUACUGUACCGAGUAUUGUCAUAUUGGAAAAGGAUGGCCGGUUAGGGCCGUGGUAGAUCCGAACCUUCCAGUCGAAAGCAGAUUUCGCGAUCCUGAUUUAUGUAAAGAUAUCGAUAAUCCAAUGCAAAUUGUGUGUGUUGAUGCUUAAAAAAACAAAAUUAUAUCGAUAUAUGAAAAUAUAUUUAAAAAAUUUUUACAGUAAAAAAAAUAAA
Onthophagus taurus is the source of this 1251-nucleotide messenger RNA. RefSeq lists its product as uncharacterized. The record is from RefSeq and is a predicted model, not a curated record. Lineage: Eukaryota; Metazoa; Arthropoda; Insecta; Coleoptera; Scarabaeidae.